CCAAAAAGAAAAUUCUUCAAUUCUUUGCUUUAGCAAAAUGCAAAAUUCAUUUAGAGUAAUUGUUAUAUUUUAUUUGGUUUCUCAACUGAAUUGGACAGUCAAUGGCGAUUCCGACAGUGAAUGUAAACAGCUUUUCGACAUUGUUUUCUGUAUUGACGGCUCCGAUAGCAUCAACAAAGUUGAUUUUGAUACUUUACGACUUGCCAUGGAAGGUCUGGUAGAUCGUCUUAACAUUGGAGAAGGUAAUGGCAGGAUGGGAAUGGUCGUCUAUAGUCGUGAUAUAGCUUUGGAAGUACCACUUUCAGAUGAUAAAGACUACCUUAGAAAGCAAGCACAAACAAUGCCUCAUCCACGGGAGGGAACGAACACAGACUUGGGGAUCGAGAAAAUGAGAGAAAUCUUCAGGGGUAAACCUAGAGAUGGUGUACCGAUGGUGGGAAUUGUUGUGACGGAUGGUAUUUCUAAAGAACCACCUCUGACUGCCAUGCAAGCAUCUCUGGCGAAAGAAUACGGAAUAAAUAUGUACUCUGUUGGAGUCACACACUUAACGGAUAUCGAUGAACUUAAUGCCAUUGCAUCAAAACCAUCACAAGUUCUUACCGUUGAAUCUUUUGAUAUGUUGGCUAGGAAUCUGGAAAACAUUGUGAAGCUAGUUUGUCCUACAACAACAACAACAACGACGACGACAACAACAACCACCACCACUACCACCACCACAACUCCUGCACCUACCACCACCACCACCCCAACAACAACAACGACAACACCAACUACGACAACUACCACACCGACAACAACAACAACAACGACACCGACAACAACGACACCGCCAAAACCACCCGUUAAUCCCGGACCAGACCCACGCAUCUGUAACGACUGUAAAAUGAAAAACGGCGAGGGAUUCCACAGCCACCCUGAAGACUGUGACAAAUACAUCCAAUGUUACUUCGGAUACGGCGGUAAAGUUCAAGCGGUUUACAGACAAUGUCCGUUUGGAAUGUAUUGGGACCAAGAGGAAAUCAAAUGUAGAAAUGCAGCAGAAGUACCCUGUCCAAAAGAUAAAUGUUCCAUACCAAGUAUACUGUCUUACCCAUUUGGUCAUAUGGAGAACUGCAAGGCACACUGGAUAUGCAGCCAUGGUAAAUCAGUACCAAAGUGUUGUCCUGUUGGGUUUGGCUAUGUUCCUUUUAAAGGCUGCAUUCCUCAACCCCAAUGUAAAGAUCCCUGUCCACUAGAAGAGAAAAAAGAGAAAAAAGAAUGCAACAAACGAAUGAGUUUUGCUGAUCUCGACAAGUACGAGGAAUUUGUCUAUGGUUAUGGAUGGGUGAAGAAAUGUUGUGAGCCCGGGAAUAUCUUUGACAGUGAUUCAUGUCAGUGCCUGCCAUUAAACAGUGGAAAAAUUCAUCACACCGAUGACCAAAAGGACAAAGUAUGCAAAGCAGUCGUACACAUUCCAUUUGACAAAAAUUGCCUGGAUACCUCUGGUAACCAUGUCUUUGUCGAAAAUCACAACGUCCAAUUUAUUGGUAAUGGUCUUGGAUACUUUGAUGGAAACGCUAGGCUAUCUAUCCCGAAAUUUCCCGAGAUGCAGUCAGCCUCCACAUUUGUUAUAAAGAUGCGCUACCUAGACAUUCCAAGUAAGCACAUGGAAGGCCUAAUCAGCAAUGGUGACUGUGAAAAAGAACAACCAACUAUGUUUAUGAUAAAGGGAAGAAGAGGCAUAAACUUUAUGGCAGAGAGCGCAAAGCAUAAAAUUACAACUUUCCAUUUACCCGCCAAGACUGCUUGCUGGAACGAAGCUUAUUUCAUCCACGAUUCGAAUACCCUGGAGGGUUAUGUCAACGGCAAAAGUUGUAAGAGAUGGACCUACGGACCAAUCAAAAUGGCCCAUGGAGGCCUUAACAUAGGAGCAGUAAAAGGCUUCCAAAACUUUCAAGGAUUUAUGGAUUAUGUAACAAUUUAUUAUUGUCAUGAAGAGAAGAAAAGGUAUUGAUCCCUACCUGGAGGAAAUCCACAAGCAAUACUGUGAUAUUGACAAUUAUAAAUUUGAUUGAUGCUGACAGUAGCCAUUAAAUGGCAAUUUAUUUAAGUUUGUUAAUUUAUUACAAUAAAUGAAGCUUGUUAAUUGUUGUUGGGGUUGUGAAUAAAAA
Messenger RNA from Saccostrea cuccullata (small rock oyster), 2150 nucleotides. RefSeq names its product protein PIF-like. Gene Ontology annotation, cellular component: extracellular region. The coding region runs from base 38 to 1993 and encodes 651 amino acids. The record is from RefSeq and is a predicted model, not a curated record. Lineage: Eukaryota; Metazoa; Mollusca; Bivalvia; Ostreida; Ostreidae. The transcript is spliced from 6 exons. Gene Ontology annotation, molecular function: chitin binding.